Molecule: messenger RNA, 679 nt
Organism: Morus notabilis
Lineage: Eukaryota; Viridiplantae; Streptophyta; Magnoliopsida; Rosales; Moraceae
Exons: 4
Coding region: 119-409 (96 amino acids)
Source: RefSeq, a predicted model, not a curated record
GAUCCCCAUACUCGCACGGUCGCAGUCUUUAGGCAUUUCUGUUCUCUCUCCGGCGCUCCCCCCCUUUUAUCAGUAUCAGCUCCGCCUCUCUCUCUCUCUCUCUCGGAAGCUCAAAGCCAUGGCCACCAUAGCAGCGUCCGUAGCCCGCCAAGCCGCAACCCUAAGUCGGGUCUCUUCUCCAAAGACAGCCACUAAUUUGAUUCAACGCCGCGGUCUCGCCGGCGCUGCUGAUCACCAUGGUCCCCCAAGGGUUAACUUCUGGGAAGACCCAAUGAGCCCCUCUAAGUGGAAGGAAGAGCAUUUUGUAAUUGUCUCUUUAUCCGGUUGGGGCCUGCUCUUCUUUGGAGGGUACAAAUUCUUUACUCGGGGAGGCAAGAAGGAAGAGAAACUGGCGGAAGCAUCACAGUAACGGUUCGAGCUUCAAUAUUGCGGAUCUGCUUGAUAAUAAUGUUUUUCUUGGACUUUGACUUGUCUUGGAAGUUUUUUUUCUUGUUAGCAAAAACAACUGUGAUAGUUAAUCUUGAUUCAUUGCAGUAAAUUGGCAUACUUGGAGGUCAAUUUGAUUUAGCGUGAGGUCGUCUCUCUCCGUUUGCUUUGUUCUUUGGAAGUUGUCUUUUGUGUCGAGUGCACCAAACCUUCUAUGCUUGCAAUAAUGACACAACUUCAUGUUCAAUUUUUA